GCGUGCUCCAUCACCUCUCUAGGUCGUGACCAUAGGUUGCCAUUUCGGUCCGAACACCUUGCCGUAACUCCUCUAUCAUGGCGGAUUUACUAUCAUUUUUCCGCCUUCUGGGCGUGCUUGGAGGUGGGACUUGGGGCCUUGUCAAGGAGCGCGCGUUCAAGCGCGUUGUCGCAGGCGGUAUUUAUCCCGGCGGCGGAAAAGUCGCUGUCCUUUCAGGCCGUCCUUCUUAGGACCGCCAGCUCUGCCUGUAGGUGUUCGCAAGAUGAGUGCUCAGAAGGUCGAGAAACGCACCUGGACCAGCUAUGUAUGGGACACUUGGGAUAAGCCUGCAGACGAGCGGCGCUUCCUCUUCAAGCUGGAUGCGUGUCUUCUCACGUACGCGGCCUUGUCGUACUUCAGCAAGUACCUUGACCAACAGAAUAUCACGAAUGCAUACGUUUCGGGGAUGCAAGAGGAUCUAGGACUGCAUGGCAACCAGCUGAACUACAUCACAACUGCAUGGACGUGUGGAUACGUCAUCGGCCAGAUCCCCUCAAACAUGCUCAUCACUAGGAUACGCCCAUCAAUAUGGAUCCCCGCUAUGGAGGUCAUAUGGAGCGUCCUCACCAUGACUCUCGCUAGUGCGAAGAAUUUUGAGACCCUCCUCGCGGUUCGCUUCCUCGUCGGCCUAGCGGAAUCAACGUUCUAUCCUGCAAUCCAAUACGUGAUCGGCAGUUGGUACAAAGGUGACGAGCUCGGGAAGCGUGCAUGCAUAUUUCAUACUGCUAGCGCGCUUGGCCCUAUGUUUAGCGGUUUCCUUCAGACGGCCGCAUAUAAUGGCCUGAACGGAGUGCACGGUCUGGCCGGGUGGAAGUGGCUCUUCAUCAUCGACGGGUUCAUCACGGUCCCAAUCGGCUUGCUCGGCUUUUUCAUCAUGCCAGAUCUGCCAACCACCACUAAGCCUUCUGUCUUCUAUACUGCGGAACAAAUUGAGAUCGGCAAGAGGAGAAUGGCCGAGAUAGGUAGGAAACCUCCUGCCGCGUUCACUUGGAAGAAAGUCCGUGGUUUCUUCACGACAUGGCACAUCUACACACUCGUUCCCCUCUAUAUUCUGUUCAACAACGGCGGUGGCCCGGCGAACUCAAUGAUUUUCUGGUUGAAGAGCUUCAACACUCCUGGACGUAUCGUAUACACUGUUGGUCAAAUCAAUACCUAUCCGCUUGGUAUUCAGGCCGUCCAGGUGGUGACAACGCUGAUCUACGCGUGGUGGUCGGACAUCAUUCGAGCAAGGUGGCCUCCCAUGUUGCUCGCUGGAACUUGGAGUAUGGUGACCUGCAUCGUUCUUGCAGCGACGCCGCUCUACGAACACAUCACGCGACGAUGGAUUUUCUACUACUUUACUAGCGUGCAAGGCGGUCUAUCGGGUCUCAUACUGGCAUGGGCAAACGAGCUGAAUGGUCAUGACAACGAGAAGCGCGCAUUCAUCGUGGCCAACUGCAACAUGUGGGCUUAUGUGAUGCAAGCAUGGUUGCCCAUUGUCAUCUUCCCUCAGGUCGAACAACCCCGCGUGUUCAAGGGUAACGUCGCCACCGCGUGCAUCAACUUCUGCAUGAUGUGCUUCGCUAUGGCCACCUUAUACCUAUCCAAGCGCGACCAGCGCAGAGAACGGAAGCUCCGGGCGAGCACCGUGCCUAGCGAAGUCUCCGAGGAGUACGUCCUCGAAGACGAGGCGGACGCGGAUAUCAAGAAGGCGAAAAGGCAUGCUUCCGAAGCGACCACCACGGAGGUGACCGAGAUCCCGGUGCCCACGUUGUCUUCGGAAUAUCGCUGUGCUACUCUGGCGUGAAGCCGGUCAUGACUCGCGACCAAUGCGGGCAGACGCAGCCGACUGUUUACGUUGAAUCCGCGCAUGCUUCGAUGCAUUCCGACCCAGGAGACAAUUCACCUCGAAUGUAACAUCAGUAGACACAUCGUACGACAUAUCAUGUCUUCCCAUUCCGAGCCAGGAUGACGAGCUUUCCGCUCCUCCUCAUCUCCAACAUGUUCCCAAGCCCCGUCAGCCCUUCAGCAAGCACCGCACGAAGCCCGUACCUCCCAUGGAAUCUCCAUCCGUCGAAACCAGCGAUGAGCGCGACGGGCGUCCACCCGUGGGCAUGCUUGUUUCCCUCGAGGGCGGACGCUUCUGCAAUGAGAUGCGUGACAUUUUGAGAGUUUGUCAGGUCUGCAAGGGACAGGUUCUCGGUCUUGUCAUACACCCAUUUCGUGUGCGGCGGCGCCGGCAGUCCAUGGUAGAAGGGAGGCGCAUUGCGAUGCAAGAACAAGGAAGCGCCUGUCUGUGCGGCCAAAUUGGAUAUAUGGACGUGCACGGAUUUCUCUGACGCGAAAUGAUCGUUGAAAGUCUGCAAAGCGGCACCUCCAGGGUAGUUUGCAGCAGCUGCUUGCGUAGACAGGAACGUCACGACGGCAUUCAGCACGAGCAUUCCUAUGACAGCAAGGAAGCACAGCUGUCCAAAAAUUGAGCCCUUACGCCGACCAACCAGCCACGCCGCGCCGCGAGCCGCCGCGAUGUUGAAUGCCGGCACGACGUAUAUGACGAAGCGCCAUUCCUUGUGGGCCAGCCCGCUGAUGAUGCCGAUGAACAUGAGAUAUGGCAGCAACAGGGAUCUGACCCUCGCUUCAAGUACGAAACCGAGCCCGGAGAGAGGCAGGGACGAGAGCAGGAGCUUCGGGAGGUACGAGCUGAAGUACCUAUGGAACGGUUCGACACCCCAUUCCGCGCUCUUGCCCUGUAUGACGUUAAAGUAGAUCCCGUACAGCUCUGGCCAGAGAGGCCACUGCUGCCAGAAGUACGAGUCGACCGAUACGGUGAGGGCAGCGGACGCCAAGCCGGAUAAAAAGCCAGCCUUCACCACAUCGUACACGGAGACAUAUCGAAGGCUGGCUUGAAGAGCAAGGGGACCGAGCAGCAGAAGCAGCUCGGAGCGGAACACCACGGUCGUGAAUGUGAGCAGCGCAAUUGCCCAUUGUACGUUGGUUUUGGAUGGCCGGGUGGAAUUGGGGGCCCGAUCUAUCAGCUUGUAUAAAGCAAGGUUCGCAGGUAGGAGGGCGAACAUAUUCGGAAGAGUGCGACCCAUCCAGAACGGCAGGUGGAAUUGCGUUAUCGAAAGGAGCACGAACAUGAAGCCUGUUGACCGCCCAAACCGCCUGCUCACAGCACGGCGAAGCGCAAUAAGUCCUACUGCAUUGGCACUGGCCAGAACCAUCCGCACGAUGACCUGUAUGUCAAACUUGCCCACGAAGAGUCCGAACCAUACUCCUAUCCGCAACACAAUAUCGGACAGCCAUGCCAACGCGACACUCCCUACGAAGGUGCGGGGUACCGCACCGGGGAAGACGAAGUGAUCAUACUAACAAGUGAAGGCCAGGGGUAACAGAGAGUUUCGUUCUCUCUUGGUUCAACUGAGGUCGCAGGACGGAGAACGCAGUGCGCACUUUACGAAGAUUGGAGGGACCAACCCCAUACAUGAGAAUAUCGUGAGUCGCGUGUAGGUUGAAGCUUUCCUCGACCUUGGUGUACGGCGAGACCGAGACAUGACUGAGACUGGUAAGGAGUAUGACGAGGUCCAGGGCCAAGCUCAUGAUAAAUGAGAGACCAGCAGGUCACCAGACG
This is a messenger RNA of Dichomitus squalens LYAD-421 SS1, 3649 nucleotides long. Its product is annotated as MFS general substrate transporter. NCBI's taxonomy places the organism in Eukaryota, Fungi, Basidiomycota, Agaricomycetes, Polyporales, Polyporaceae. Gene Ontology annotation, biological process: transmembrane transport. The coding region runs from base 263 to 1825 and encodes 520 amino acids. Gene Ontology annotation, cellular component: membrane. The record is from RefSeq and is a predicted model, not a curated record. Gene Ontology annotation, molecular function: transmembrane transporter activity. The transcript is spliced from 31 exons.